AUGAAUACCACCAAGCGGAAAUUCAACGCCUUGCUGCAAGGUAUCGGCGCGCGAUCGUCGCCUCAGGUGUCAGAUUCCGACGGCAGAACUUCUACAUCAACACGCGAUGACACCUUCAAGCCCUCAUUGUCAGCCUUCGAUCGUCAUCCUAUUUCAAGCCCGAUACCCGACACUUCAACACCAAAGGAUAUGGCCACGAUUGGAAGCUAUUCGCCCAGCACCGACCUCAACAAGAAGCGCCGGGUUGGUGUUCUUGGGUCGACGACAGCGAAUUCGACGAUCAACGCGACCGGGUUAUCCAGCGUUUCAUUGAAGAAGUGGUCACCAGGGAACAGCACGAGUACUGCGCGCAAGGACACAAAGACAGCAGCACCAAAAUACUGCCCCGGCGAUCGCGACGAGCUGAUAAGGCGACUUGGGACAUUCCAGGGGCUCACCGAAUGGACACCGAAACCAGACAAGGUCAACGAAAUCGAGUGGGCCAAGAGGGGAUGGGUAUGUCAAGGCAAGGAGCGCGUACGAUGCAUACUGUGUCACAAAGAGCUGGUGGUCCGGACAAAUAAACGGGAGGUGGAGGGCAAGGAGGUUACUAUGGUCGCUGGAUCGGAUAUCGAGGAAGCCAUGGUGAAGAAGUUCGCCGAACUAAUCGUCGAAGCGCAUCAGGAGGACUGCCUCUGGCGGAAGCGUGGCUGCGAUGAUUCUCUUCUACGGUUACCGUUGGCGAAUCCGCAAACUGCCCUUGCCUCUCUACGCGAACGAUAUGACGACCUUUGCACGCGACCAUCCUUCCUCCCCUACCUCUUCAAUUUACGACUACCAGCAACUCUAGACAUACAAACCGCUCGAUCCCAACUCGACUCCAGUUUCUUUAACGACCCUCCACCACCCAGUAUCAACCCCUCGACCCCAAACGAUGUUGCGCUCGGUCUCGCCCUUACCGGCUGGCAAGGUCUCACAAACCUGAGGAUUGGUGCAGUUCCAAACACAGCCGCAUGCGCUACAUGUCUGAGGCGAUUGGGACUAUGGAUGUUUAAAAGCAAGGAAGUUGACGAGUCGACCGGCGAGAUUCUCAUCCCAGCGCCCAUGGACCACCUCGAUCCUGUGCGGGAACAUCGUUUCUUUUGCCCCUGGCGGAAUGGGGCUGCGCAGAGGAACCCGGGUUCUAAAUUGACGGAUACCAAGGUAGCCUGGGAGGUACUGGCGCAAACAGUGAAGAAUAACUCGUACCUUUGUAGACAGGCCGAGAAAAGUAACCAGCGCCCUGCGGCUAUGCACCGCCCGACGGUGUCGGUACCGAGUACGCCAUCUCGAGGAGGAGGAGCCAAUGAGGAUCAACGGCUGGUGAUGCUAGGCCCCGACAUGGGGGAGGACGAAGACGAUGACAACACUACCAGAGACGCCAAGGACAAGGAGCGAUGGGCGAGGCUGAGAAGGGUGAAAAGCCUGUUCGACACAAAGAACGGGAAGAAACUGCGGCGCGCGAUCAGUCGACCGGGAAGUCGAGCUGGCACAGCUGCAAGUCGGCCCCCGACGGCGCACUCGAGACAGGACAGCGUGGCAGAUGAUAAGUCGGCCGAGAAGGCGUGA
Molecule: messenger RNA, 1587 nt
Organism: Anthostomella pinea
Lineage: Eukaryota; Fungi; Ascomycota; Sordariomycetes; Xylariales; Xylariaceae
Source: the annotation of a GenBank genome assembly